This is a messenger RNA of Rhododendron vialii, 1047 nucleotides long. RefSeq lists its product as uncharacterized. Bases 1 to 1047 code for a protein of 348 amino acids. The transcript has 2 exons. NCBI's taxonomy places the organism in Eukaryota, Viridiplantae, Streptophyta, Magnoliopsida, Ericales, Ericaceae. The record is from RefSeq and is a predicted model, not a curated record.
AUGGCUCGGUUCGUCACGAGCAAUAAGCACAAGAAGGAAAUCGAUUCCCUCCUCGCUCUCCGAAAGCGAAACGACGAAACACUCCGCCAGUACGCCGAUCACUACUGGGAGUUCUUUAACGAAAUAGAACGUUGUUACGGUGUCAUUUCGACCCGAGGAUUUAAGCUCGGUCUUACUUCUCAGGACGAACAAAUCUACGACGACCUCGCCCGCCACAAGCCCAACUCCAUGAAAGACCUCAUGACUCACAUAGAAGGAUGGUGCCAGCUUAUUAAAUCAAAGGCCGAGAGGGGCAUCGGAAAGCCCAUGAGCGCAAAGACGGCGUUAGCUUCGGCGGCCGCUCCAGCUCCCACACCAGUUUCGACCCGUAAGAAGCAGGUCAACAACAUCAAGCUGUCACAAAGGAAAGGACCAAAGCCUAGCGACUUCAACGCCGAGAAAAUAGUCUUUACCUCUCCAAUCUACCAGAUCAUCGACCAGGUCACACUUACCACUGCUUGCAAGCCCUUCAAGGCUUACUUGGAGCAGCUUGUCGCGGAAGGCCACCUCAAUAACUUCAUUGACCACGAAAAGACAAAGGCCCGAGCAGAACGUGCCGAAAACCAUACCGAAGAGGAGGUUCAAACGAUCCAUGUUAUCCACGGUCCUCUCAACUCCGAGGCCGCUCGUAUCAUCCGUGCCAAACUGAAUGACGCCACUUCUUCCAAGCACGUCAUAUUGCUCGGUCCUGAGUCAAAGCGCCCCAGGACCGACAACGGCUCUAAGUGGACCAUCACCUUUACCGAGAAAGACCUCGAUCGUGUCCAGCUCCUGCACAACGACGCCCUCGUCGUCACGCUGCGCAUCAGAACCUAUAACGUCCGACGCGUCCUCGUUGACCAAGGCAGCUCGGCCGAGGUCAUGUACUACUCUCUGUUUAAAGACCUGAAGCUCUCAGAUACCGACCUCCGUCUCCUCCGAAGUUUCCCUCAUUGGGUUCAGCGGAACCCCGGUAUGGCCCCUCGGCAUGAUCACUCUCCUCGUUCGUGCCGGUUCAGUGGUCCUUGA